Messenger RNA from Trifolium pratense (red clover), 1646 nucleotides. RefSeq names its product fatty acyl-CoA reductase 1-like. Gene Ontology annotation, cellular component: intracellular membrane-bounded organelle. The transcript is spliced from 10 exons. NCBI's taxonomy places the organism in Eukaryota, Viridiplantae, Streptophyta, Magnoliopsida, Fabales, Fabaceae. Bases 38 to 1522 code for a protein of 494 amino acids. Gene Ontology annotation, biological process: long-chain fatty-acyl-CoA metabolic process; suberin biosynthetic process. The record is from RefSeq and is a predicted model, not a curated record. Gene Ontology annotation, molecular function: alcohol-forming very long-chain fatty acyl-CoA reductase (NADP+) activity.
CAUAUAGUUUUGAAUAGCACUUUUUCUUCUUUCUCUAAUGGAUUCUCAGAUAAUGCAAGACUUCCUCAAGGGAAAGACUAUUCUAGUCACUGGGGCAACUGGAUUCUUAGCAAAAGUUUUUGUGGAAAAGAUAUUGAGGAUCCAACCAGAGAUACAAAAAAUGUAUCUACUCCUAAGAGCUUCCAACACGGAAUUGGCAGAAAAACGUUUGCAAAAUGAGGUUUUUGAAAGUGAUUUAUUUCGCGUACUACGAGACAAAUUGGGUGAAAAUUUCGGUUCUUUCAUAUCAAAGAAGGUUGUGACAAUAGCAGGUGAUGUUGCUAUUGAAAAUUUGGGAAUAAAAGAUGAAAAGAUUAAAAAUGAGAUAUUAGAAGAGAUAGACUUUUUUGUCCAUUCUGCUGCAUCUACCAAAUUUAAUGAAAGAUUUGACAUAUUGAUGGAUGUUAAUACCAAAGGUGCUUUACAUGCCUUGAACAUGGCAAAGAAUUGUAAAAGAAUAAAGGCUUUUGUGCACAUAUCGACCGCAUAUGUAUGCGGAGAUGCUAAGGAUGGACAUGGAAUUUUAAGAGAGAAACCAUUUGAGAUGGGUCAAUCCCUGAAAGAGGACUCUAAAUUAGACAUACACAAAGAAAUGGAUUUGAUAGAGAGAAAAUUAGCUGAACUCAAAGCAAUGAAAGUAGAUGAAAAUACAACAAAAUUUGCAAUGAAAGAUUAUGGAAUGGAAAGAGCAAAUUUUCACGGUUGGCCAAAUACAUAUACAUUCACAAAAGCAAUGGGAGAGAUGCUUUUAGUGCAUCAUAAAGAUAAUAUACCUUUGAUUAUUAUACGCCCCACAAUAGUAACUAGUACAAGAAAAGAUCCUUUCCCCGGUUGGAUUGAAGGUUUAAGAACUAUUGACAGUGCGAUAUAUAGCUAUGGUAAAGGGAAAUUGAAAUUCUUCAUUGGUAAUCCCAACACAAUUAUAGAUGCGAUACCUGCAGACAUGGUCAUCAAUUGUGUGAUUACAGCCAUUUUUAUUCAUUCACAUAAACCUCCUAAGAAUUUCAUCUACCAUGUUUCUUCAUCAUUAAGAAAUCCUCUCAAAUAUAUUGAUUUAAGCAAUAUUAGCCAUAAUUAUUUCAAAAAUAACCCUUGCAUAAAUCAAAAUGGAAAGCCAAUAAUCACUUCCAAGGUACUUGUGGUGAAUAGUUUUGCUGCUUUCAACAUUUUUAUGAUAAUCCGAUAUGUCUUGCUACUACAGGUCUUAUAUUUGGUGAACAAAAUUUGUCGACGGAGCUUCCAAGAUGUUUAUGAUAACACUAGUAGAAAAUUUAGAGUGCAUCAGCAAUUGGCAAAACUAUACCAACCAUAUGUAUUUUUUAAGUCCGUCUUUGAUGAUACCAACGUUGAAAUUUUGCGAAUGGCAACAAAAAGUCUUAAGAUAGAGAAUGAUGAACUGAACUUUGACCCUACUAGAAUUGACUGGACAGACUAUAUGAUGAAUACACAUAUUCCUGGCUUCCUCAAGUAUCACAAGAAAUAAUUUUCAAAUUAAAUAUUACCUCCAAAAUGGUUGGACAUGCCUCUUAUUAUUUUAGUCGGUGUUUUUGAAUAAAACUAGUGUGUAAGUACUCGUGCCCUGCAUGAAGAAGAUAUUAGGUUUUAAG